UCGAGGGCAUUUCCGUCUUUAUCAAUAUUCGUUUAUUAGAACGAUACGUUUUAAUUUUCCGAAAUAAUUAUUAAUUAUUACACGACGAUCAAAACGGAGUGAUUAAUUUUGUGAAUGGACUUCUUUCUCGAAGAAACCUGAUUGAAUAAUUGAAGACUGAAAGCAGUAGAUAUUUUUUUAGUAUUUGAGCUGGAAAUUAUAAUUCAAAAAAGUUUCAGAAAAAUCAUAUUUUGUUUUGGAGAUGGGUUUUGUUAGUACGAUAUUGGGGUUUUGUGGAUUUGGAGUUGGGAUUUCAACUGGAUUGACGGUUGGGUAUUACUUGUUCAUCUAUUUUCAGCCUACUGAUGUUAAGGAUCCUGUCAUCCGUCCUUUGAUUCAGCACGACUCCAAAAGUUUGCAGGGGUUACUUCCCGAGAUACCUUCUUGGGUGAAAAAUCCAGACUAUGAUCGUAUUGACUGGCUCAACAAGUUUCUUGAAAUUAUGUGGCCUUAUCUGGACAAGGCGAUUUGCAAGACGGCCAAAAACAUAGCUACUCCAAUUAUUUCUGAGCAAAUUCCAAAAUACAAAAUUGAUUCUGUUGAAUUCGAAUCACUAACUCUAGGAUCUCUGCCACCCACUUUUCAAGGUAUGAAAGUCUAUAUCACUGACGAAAAGGAGUUGAUUAUGGAGCCUUCCCUGAAAUGGGCAGGGAAUCCUAAUGUCAAGAUUGCUGCUAAAGCAUUUGGAUUAAAAGCAACAGUUCAGGUUGUGGAUUUGCAGGUCUUUGCUCAACCGCGUAUUACCCUGAAACCUCUCGUUCCCAGCUUUCCGUGUUUUGCCAAAAUAUUUGUCUCUCUUAUGGAGAAGCCUCAUAUUGACUUUGGGUUGAAGCUUGCUGGGGCAGAUCUCAUGUCGAUUCCUGGCCUGUACCGUUUUGUACAGGAGCUAAUCAAAGAUCAAGUUGCUAAUAUGUAUCUAUGGCCUAAAACCCUCGAAGUGGAAAUUCUUGAUCCGACAAAAGCUUUGAAGAAGCCUGUCGGAAUCCUCCACGUGAAAGUUAUACGGGCACAGAAGCUUAAGAAGAAAGAUUUGUUAGGUGCAUCAGAUCCUUACGUAAAACUGAAGCUCACUGAAACAAAAGCUCCAUCAAAGAAGACUAUGGUGAAGCACAAGAAUUUGAACCCAGAGUGGAACGAAGAAUUCAGCAUGGUUGUAAAAGAUCCCGAAACACAAGCGUUAGAGCUUCUCGUAUACGAUUGGGAGCAGGUGGGCAAACACGAGAAGAUGGGUAUGAAUGUAGUCCCUUUAAAGGAACUACCGCACGACGAACCGAAAACAAUGAUGCUAGAUCUUCUCAAGAAUAUGGACCCCAACGAUUCUCAAAAUGAUAAGAUGCGUGGGCAGAUUGAGGUGGAGUUGACUUACAAGCCUUUUAAGGAAGAAAAUAUGCCGAAGGAUGUCGAAAAUUCUGAUGAAGUACAAAAAGCUCCUGAAGGCACACCGCCAGGUGGCGGGGUGCUAGUGGUUACAGUGCAUGAAGCUCAAGAUUUGGAGGGGAAACACCAUACUAACCCGUAUGUGCGCAUCCUAUUUAGAGGAGAGGACAAAAAAACUAAGCAAAUAAAGAAGAACAGGGAUCCAAGAUGGGAAGAGGAGUUCACUUUCGUUUUGGACGAACCUCCGGUUAAAGACAAGAUGCAUUUGGAGGUACUUAGUACCUCGUCCAGAAUCGGCCUGCUUCAUCCUAAGGAAACAUUGGGUUAUGUGGAUAUCAACUUAGCAGAUGUUGUGAGCAACCGAAGGAUAAAUGAGAAAUUCCACCUCAUAGACUCGAAGAAUGGGCGGCUACAAAUCGAGCUGCAAUGGCAAACAUCUUGAUCUUUUUUACCCUUUCUUUUCAAAGAAUAAAAACAGAAAAGUGAACCUUGUUGAUUAAACACUUUUUCCCAGUGAGUACCAAAAUAGUUGUGUAACGCGGCGCACAUUUUCGAGCUUGCCUUUAAAAGAACAGUCGUAUGUUAUCCGUGUAUUUUGCGUGUGUAUAUUAUUAACAUUUAUGCGUGUUGGUUAUAUACAUUUUUUAGUUUGUUCCGCA
Molecule: messenger RNA, 2075 nt
Organism: Erythranthe guttata (spotted monkey flower)
Lineage: Eukaryota; Viridiplantae; Streptophyta; Magnoliopsida; Lamiales; Phrymaceae
Product: synaptotagmin-1
Cellular component (GO): endoplasmic reticulum
Molecular function (GO): lipid binding
Source: RefSeq, a predicted model, not a curated record